UUUAAUGGUGGUGUUGAGGUGUCGAGGUCUCUCUCUCUGUCUUUGAACAUCACCACUAGCUUCUCUCCUCCGAUUCCUCUCUCUCCUCUCUCUUGUUUGCCGGUAUUUUGGCUUCUCUCUGGGGAUCACUUUUCAUCUUUUAGCUUUGGACUGCUGGUGUCUAUUCUAAAUUCAGGUUGUCCCUAUGAGUCAGUUCUAUUCUUGCUUGUUGCUGUAUGAUUAGGUAAUGAAGAGUUUGCACGAGGGAACUUUAAAUCCCAAGCAUUGUUGUAAAACUGAUUCUAGUUCUCCCAUUAGAGUUUUGGGGUCUGAUUGUUCGGAACCAGGAUCCAGCGACACUAAGAACUCCAAGACUUCCUUAUGGUCAGGUUUUUUUCUCUCUCCUUUCUCAAUCUUCGAAACACACAGUGAGUCGAAAGGUUGUGGAAAGAAGGGAUUCAGUGGUAGAAGUAAUGGUUGGACACAAGCUGUGAAAAGAGUUAUGAAUGGUGGCUCAAUGAGGAGAUUACAAGAGCGUCUACUUGGGAACAAGACCGGCAUUUCUAGUUCAACAAGUGACAUAUGGCUUCUUGGUGUGUGCUAUAAGAUUUCUCAGGAAGGUUCGUCUAGUAGUGAUCCAGCUAGUUGUGAUGGAGAAGCCGCAUUUGUUGAGGAUUUCUCUUCACGAAUUUUGUUGACGUAUCGUAAAGGCUUUGAUGCUAUUGGAAAUUCGAAGUACACCAGUGAUGUAAAUUGGGGUUGCAUGCUUCGGAGCAGUCAAAUGCUUGUUGCUCAGGCAUUAAUAGUUCAUCAAUUAGGGAGAUCCUGGAGAAAAUCUUCUCAUAAGCCACUUGAUAAAGAAUACAUGGAGAUAUUGCACCUUUUUGGUGAUUCUGAGGCAUCGGCUUUCUCUAUUCACAAUCUUCUUCAAGCUGGAAAUGGUUAUGACCUUGCUGCUGGAUCAUGGGUCGGCCCAUAUGCCAUGUGUCGCACCUGGGAGAGUCUAGCCCGCUGUGAGAGAGAGGCAAUGGAACUUGAACACCAGUCCUUCCCAAUGGCUAUCUAUGUUGUUUCUGGCGAUGAAGAUGGGGAGAGAGGUGGAGCUCCAGUUGUUUGUAUCGAAGAUGCUUCCAAACUAUGUUUUGAGUUUUCAAAAGGCCAGGCUAAUUGGACCCCUAUUCUUUUGUUGGUUCCCUUGGUACUUGGCCUUGACAAAGUCAACCCCAGGUACAUUCCUUUGUUGGGCACAACAUUCACCUUUCCCCAGAGCCUUGGUAUCCUCGGCGGUAGAUCUGGUGCUUCAACUUAUAUUGUUGGCGUGCAGGAUGAAGAGGCAUUCUAUCUGGAUCCACAUGAGGUUCAGCUGGUAGUCGAUGUCAAGGGAGAUAAUCUGGAGGCUGAUACUUCUUCUUAUCACAGCAACAUUUUGCGGCGUGUCCCCCUUGAUUCCAUCGAUCCAUCUUUGGCAAUUGGGUUUUACUGCAAAGACAAAGAUGAUUUUGAUGAAUUUUGCAACCGGGCUUCAAAGCUAGCUGAUCUGUCAAAGGGUGCUCCCUUAUUUACCGUCACUCAAGGCCGCAACAUUUCAAAGGCUUCCGGUAACUAUGAGAUGUCAAGCGAUGGUGGUCAGAUUCAACAGGACGGGUGCUCUGAUGUGAUGCCCGGGCAUGACGCCGAGGAUUGCACACAAGAAGAUGAUUGGCAGUUUCUUUGAUUGAAGUACUUAAAAUUGUGGCCUGUGGCUUUUCAAGGUUGCAAUUUGGGGUUGGAACACUUGCACGUGAUCCCAUUGGCAAAAUCACAAUGUCAAUUUAGUUCACAUUUAUAUUCAUUAAUUUGUACACGUGUUAGAGUUGUUCAUGUCAAUAGGUUUCUUUUUAACACACACAACCCCCAGCCCCCCCCCCCCCCCUCUUUCAGUUUCAAGGUAAUACCUAUGAUGAUGUACCGCAGUUGUUGUAAGGUAGUGCAGCCAUUCAACCUUCACCUUGUGUGCAAUUUGAAUGCUGAUUUUUUGGGCAGUUUUACGCCUUUUUGUCUCUC
Rhododendron vialii is the source of this 2022-nucleotide messenger RNA. Its product is annotated as cysteine protease ATG4-like. The record is from RefSeq and is a predicted model, not a curated record. The transcript has 9 exons. Gene Ontology annotation, molecular function: protein-phosphatidylethanolamide deconjugating activity. The coding region runs from base 227 to 1693 and encodes 488 amino acids. Lineage: Eukaryota; Viridiplantae; Streptophyta; Magnoliopsida; Ericales; Ericaceae.